AUGCAUGCUCCUCCCAUGGACGACAACAACUGGGAUCUAUUCGCCGUGGUCAGAGCCGCCAGCUCCUUCGCCAUUAGCGACUCCUUAUCCAACUCCAAGGAGGAGGCUGUACGCGUUUCUAAAGACGAGGACGACGGCCUUUUCGGCUUCUGUGAGCUACAGGAUCCCAUAGAAUUCCAUCGACGAGCAUUCAAACAGCAGCAAGUGAUCUCUGAUAGUCAGCAGAGCAGACGAGCCGAGAGGUUGAUUACCCGUUCCAAACUAAGGUACAGAUCGAGUCACUUUGCGACUCUCGCCUACCGUUCGGUAACUGUGGACGCCGGUGAACUUGAUCGCAGGAAGAAUCAGCAGAAGAAGGUGACCUGCCAAGUGCCGGCGGACGGCGCCCAGCCGGACCUGUGGGCAUGGAGGAAGUACGGGCAGAAGCCCAUCAAGGGCUCCCCUUAUCCACGGGGAUACUACAGGUGCAGCAGCUCGAAGGCGUGUGAGGCGAAGAAGCAGGUGGAGCGGAGCAGGGCGGAUCCGGAGAUGUUGCUCAUCACUUACACGGCGGAGCACAACCACCCCGCCCCCGCCCAUCGGAACUCGCUCGCCGGAACCGCUCGCCGGAAGCAAAUCCUUCCGUCGACGAUCUCGCCCGGCCAGGAACCGGCGAACGGCCGCGACGUGCACUUUUUGGAGGGCAGUGGGAACUUUGACGAUCAUUUCUAUCGUUCGACGACGGCGCUGACUCUCUUCGAUCCGCCGGCGCCGGAUGACGGCCGCUCGUUGAGUUCCAUCACUUGA
Zingiber officinale is the source of this 786-nucleotide messenger RNA. RefSeq names its product WRKY transcription factor 22-like. Gene Ontology annotation, biological process: regulation of DNA-templated transcription. The coding region runs from base 1 to 786 and encodes 261 amino acids. Gene Ontology annotation, cellular component: nucleus. The record is from RefSeq and is a predicted model, not a curated record. The transcript has 2 exons. Gene Ontology annotation, molecular function: transcription cis-regulatory region binding; DNA-binding transcription factor activity. NCBI's taxonomy places the organism in Eukaryota, Viridiplantae, Streptophyta, Magnoliopsida, Zingiberales, Zingiberaceae.